Molecule: messenger RNA, 618 nt
Organism: Serendipita indica DSM 11827
Lineage: Eukaryota; Fungi; Basidiomycota; Agaricomycetes; Sebacinales; Serendipitaceae
Source: the annotation of a GenBank genome assembly
AUGUCGAAACCACACGACUCGUCCGUCAAGAACGAGAUGGACACGACGCUUGACUUUCUGGGUCAAACUCCAUCAUUCUCCACGUCGUUUGAACUGGGAUCUGGCGCCGUUCCAGCGUCCUCGACGGCGACUGGAGGCAUCCCCGACUUUGCCAGUCUCUCUGGGCUGCCCGUCCAGCUUGCUCAGAUUCCCCAGCCAGUUCCUGGGACUCCUGCAGCUGAAUUUCGUGCGAAUAUUGAGGUUGCGCUCAACCAACAUCUCCCGCAGCUGAUUGCACUCGCCGAAUCCGUCGUCAACGGCAUUGAUAGAGCCUAUGAGCCUGAUGUUAACCCCAACAAGACUGCAAGUGAUUAUACGACACUUGCAGACUUGACUGCCCAGUUUUACGAGUUUCUCAACGAGACGGGGAUCGGUGCUCUCCCAAUCGUCCCCCGGCCCUCUACAGACACGGACAAUAUGAACAUUGAUGUUGCUCUCCCGGCCGCAGCGACCAUGCCUGAAGACCAACUACGCACAAUGCUCAACAACGCCGUCAACGAGCGCUACCAACAGCAGCGCAAAGUCGCCGAAAACGCGGCCACAGUCAUGAGUCGACUCGCAAAGCCAGCGACGUAUUGA